Molecule: messenger RNA, 348 nt
Organism: Aspergillus puulaauensis
Lineage: Eukaryota; Fungi; Ascomycota; Eurotiomycetes; Eurotiales; Aspergillaceae
Exons: 3
Coding region: 1-348 (115 amino acids)
Source: RefSeq, a predicted model, not a curated record
AUGGCCAGCCGCAUCCUCCCGCUCAUCAUCCUCUUCGUGGUCCUCGCCAUCCUCGCCGUCGUGGGAUUCGUCGUCUACAGCAUCGUGCAGGAUAUCUCGGACAAGACACGGGACAAGAUGGAGAAGAAGAACGUCAUGUUCACGAGAGACGGGAUGAAGGUUGGCGUCAAGGAGGUUAACGAGGAGGAUUAUGUUGAUCGGAGUCAGAGUAUCCUCGUCAACAUGUGGAACCACACUUCGUUCCCGGCAUACAAGAGUCGGCUUUGGGAUAUGGCUGGGGCUUCGUCUUCGUCUUCGAAUGGGAAUGGUGGGGAUGCUCAGCAGAGGAGGGGACACACCUCGCAGUGA